GCUCGGUGCGCAGGCCUUUCCGGCCCGGGUGCAAUUCCUACCCCGCUUUCCUCGGCCAGGUUCCUCCGUGAGCCAUGGCUCCCGACCCAGGCCCCCUGCCCGAAGGGCCUAUCUUAGAGCUCCUACCCGUAGACACUCGGGACCGGGGUACCCAGCGUUGCCGCCUGGGCCCGGCAGCCUUCCGUGCCCUGGGCGCGCACUUGGGCUCGGCGGUGAAGAUCUCGCUGCCGGACGGCGGCUCCUGCCUCUGCACCGCCUGGCCGCGGCGGGACGGAGCGGACGGGUUUGUGCAGCUGGAUCCGCAGUGCGCGAGCCCGAGAUCGGCGGCCGGGACGCCGGGGUCCCGGGGGAGCCUCAGCCUGAGCCACAUCCGCCUGGUGCCCUGCCCGCCCCUCCGGCGCCUCACCGUGUGGCCGGAGUUGCGCGAGCGGGUGGGCGCGCCCUGGGUCCCGAAUCCAGCCGCGGUGCUGGAGGCGGCGCACGAGCUGCUGAGGAACCGGCCGGUCUCCCGGGGCCACGUGGUGGCCGCUCCGCCCGGCAUCCCGGGCCCGGUGGCCGCCCUUCACAUCGUCAGCGUGCCCGCCCCGGACCCGGCCGGGUGGGUCACCCCUCACACCCUCAUCAGUCUCAGCGGGGCGCCUCCGUCCCAAACACCGCAGCCCGAGGUGCCGCUGGGGGCCCUUUCGGAGGCGGCCGACUCGCUGCGGGAGCUCCUCCACCUGCCGCUCCGCUACCCCCGCACCUUGGCCGCGCUGGGACUGUCAGUGCCCCGCGGGGUGCUCCUGGCGGGGCCCCCGGGAGUGGGCAAGACCCAGCUCGUGCGGGCCGUGGCCCGGGAGACGGGCGCGGAGCUGCUGGCGGUGAGCGCCCCCGCGCUGCAGGGCGCCCGGCCCGGGGAGACGGAGGAGAACGUGCGGCGGGUGUUCCAGCGCGCGCAGGGGCUGGCCGCCCGCGGGCCCACCCUCCUCUUCCUGGACGAGGUGGACGCGCUGUGCCCCCGGCGGGGCGACGCGCACCAGGCCCCCGAAAGCCGCGUGGUGGCCCAGGUGUUGACGCUGCUAGACGGCUUCAGCGGGGACCGCGAGGUGGUGGUGGUGGGAGCCACCAACCGGCCAGACGCACUGGACCCAGCGCUGCGCAGACCUGGGAGAUUUGACCGAGAGGUUGUCAUUGGGACUCCCACCUUUAAACAAAGAAAGGCAAUUCUUCAGGUGAUUACUUCUAAGAUGCCCAUCUCCAGUCAAGUCGAUUUGAGCCUCCUUGCAGAAAUGACAGUUGGCUAUGUUGGCGCAGACCUGACCGCACUCUGUAGGGAUGCUGCCCUACACGCUUUACAUCACAGUGAGAAGAACCAGGACAGUCCGAUGAUUGAUGAAACAGACUUCCUUGAAGCUUUUAAAAAGAUUCAACCUUCAUCAUUUCGAAGUGUCAUUGGACUGAUGGACAUCAAGCCUGUUAGCUGGGAAGAGAUUGGUGGCCUUGAAGAUGUAAAACUGAAGUUAAAACAGAGCAUCGAAUGGCCUCUGAAACACCCUCGUGAAUUUGUUAGGAUGGGCCUGACACAGCCCAAGGGAGUUCUCCUGUGCGGCCCCCCUGGGUGUGCUAAGACCACCCUCGUGAGGGCCCUGGCCACCAGCUGUCAUUGCUCCUUUGUUUCAGUGAGUGGAGCUGAUCUCUUUUCACCUUUCGUUGGAGAUUCAGAAAAACUCUUGUCUCAGGUAUUUCGACAAGCAAGAGCAAACACUCCAGCAAUUGUGUUUUUGGAUGAAAUUGAUUCAAUUUUGGGUUCUCGAUCAGUCAGCCAAACAGGAUGUAAUGUUCAAGAGAGUGUUCUUUCUGUUCUUCUGAAUGAAUUGGAUGGUGUUGGACUGAAAACUAUCGAGAGAAGAGGAAGUAAAUCAGAUCAACAGGGGAAAUACAAGGAGCUGAAAAAAAAUGAAGAGGUAGAGUUUGAAGAAGUUUUUAAUCGAAAUGUCAUGAUUGUUGCAGCAACAAAUAGACCUGAUGUGUUAGAUGAUGCCUUGUUACGGCCUGGAAGAAUAGAUAAGAUUAUUUAUAUUCCACCUCCAGAUGAAAAGGGCAGGCUUUCUAUUUUGAAAGUCUGUACAAAAAACAUGCCAGUGGGACCUGAUGUUUCUUUAGAAAACUUAGCAGCAGAAACCUGUUUUUUCUCUGGAGCUGAUCUUAGAAACCUCUGCAAAGAAGCUGCCUUGCUGGCUCUGCAAGAAGAUGGACUAGAAGCAACCACAGUGAAACAGGAGCACUUUCUAAAAACCAUAAAACUUAUUUCAAAAACAAGGAUUUUCUAACUUAGAGGAUAUUUUAAAAUUACAUGCCUGCUCAAGUAUCAAUUAAAAUGUGAACUUGCACUAUAGUUUGCAAAUUCACUUUUAGGGUUUGUAUAUAUGGUAUUUCCUGUAAAUAAAAAAAUAGAACAAU
Messenger RNA from Myotis lucifugus (little brown bat), 2439 nucleotides. It is a transcript of the gene AFG2B, whose product is annotated as spermatogenesis associated 5 like 1. The record is from RefSeq and is a predicted model, not a curated record. NCBI's taxonomy places the organism in Eukaryota, Metazoa, Chordata, Mammalia, Chiroptera, Vespertilionidae. Gene Ontology annotation, molecular function: ATP binding; ATP hydrolysis activity.